Molecule: messenger RNA, 4386 nt
Organism: Drosophila rhopaloa
Lineage: Eukaryota; Metazoa; Arthropoda; Insecta; Diptera; Drosophilidae
Exons: 20
Coding region: 422-4318 (1298 amino acids)
Cellular component (GO): plasma membrane
Molecular function (GO): protein binding
Source: RefSeq, a predicted model, not a curated record
GUUCAGUUCAGUUUUGGCAGCGAGCGCAGUUCGACGUUGAAAAUUGCGGGCUGCCUUUUCAGCGGACCAUGAUGCCACGCAAAGGAGCCACGCGACCGAGCAAAACCAGAGAAAGUGUUCAGUAAAAAAUAAAAAAAAUAUAUGCGAAAAAAUAUAACCCGCGAAAAGUUAGCCAAUAAAUCGCACGACAACAAAUAAAAAGGUGAUAAAUCUGCUAUUAAUCGGUGGAAAAUCCACAUUCGAAACGUGAAACGAAAAGCAAACUUCAAAUUAAAUUGUGAAUUAUAUUACUAUUAAGUUCAUUCAUUCCAUUUUGGUGCUAACCAACAAUGCGCAACUAGGCGUAUACGUGAUACAAUUCAACCAAAGCCAAUACAUUAAGGCAGCCAAUUCAACAGCCAGCAUUGUUGCGUCUGAUAGAAUGAACACAACAGUAAUGACAUUGAAAUGGCGCCAGAAAUACAAAAGCAGAAAAAGGCCAAAGAAACUGAAACAACGAAUAAUUGCAACAAACACUGCCCCAGCAAUACAUAAAACAACAAAUGGAACCAGCAGACUGAGAGAAACGAGGUGCAAACUGAGGCAGCGCAGAAAAUGGCUGCCAAAUGAACGACACAGAAAUGUGGCUAAAAUGCUGAAAGUGCUGCAAACGACGACAAAUCCAACACAAUGUCGUGCAAUUAAAGCAACAGGAACACCAGCAACAUCCACAAUGACUUCCAGCUGCAGCGACCAUUGUCAGUCGCAAUCGGAGCAGCAGCAGCAGCAGCAGCAUAGAUUGCAGCAACCGAAACAGCAGCAACAUCAGCAGUUGCAGCAACAUCAGCAGCGGCGACAUCCACUUCCGGCGACCCUGACGCUGCUCCUCUGCCUGGGAAUCAGUUUGGGAAUGGCUGCCACAGCAGCUGCUGCCGGCGGAGGAGGAGGAGGAGGAGCUGCACCCGGUUCCGGAUCCGGAACAGCUGGCUCCCCAUCCAGCUCCAGCUCUUUGGGACCCGGCAAACCUGCCAAUUUGCAACUGGCACCCGGCUCCUCCUCGACGGGAUGCUCCCUCGCCGAAUUCAGCUGCUCCAAUGGAAGAUGCGUUCCGCUGAGCAAGUACUGCAACAAUCUGAACGAUUGCGGUGAUGGCAGCGAUGAGCCGCGAUUUUGCACACGCUGUAAUCGCACCUACUACGGGGACAUCGGCCAGACGUACUCCCUGGAGUUGCACCGCCCCAAACAGGAUCGCGUGCCCUUUGUGUGUGUGCUCACCUUCACGGCGGCAGGUGGCCAACAUGGCGAUGUGGUGCAGGUCACCCUGGACAGCUUCACGAUUGGCAGGUUCACCUCGUACGUUCAUGAGGGUUGUCCAGACGGAUAUAUGCAGAUAGCGGAGUCGGCGCGGACGCCCAUCGGUGGAAUGUGGUGCGGCAGCUCCUGGGGACCAGUGCUAUUCUACAGCGAAACCCGCUCCCUGAUAUUCACCAUCCGGCUGAACAGACUGGCGAGGGAUCAGAGUGGCUACAACUUCGACUUCCGCAUCAGAUACAAGGUUCUGUCCAGGGACAGUUCGGUGACCCGCUACGGGGGCAUUAAGCUGGCAGAGUUGGCCCAGUGGCACAACCGCAGCAGCUUCCUUAAUCAGCAACAGCAACAACAGCAGCAGCAGCAACAAGGUGGUGGUGGACCUGGUAUCCUGGAGGAUUUCACCAACUCCAGUGGAGCCCGUUCGGACCGUUAUGGCCAGGACUUCAGUCUGUUCAGCGCUUAUGCCAACAACAAGACCUUCAUGGCCUCGCUGGAAAAGUCUCUGGCCAAGGACGAGCAAAACUACACGGAGCCCAAAUACUAUUUGGGUGACCUUAUACCCGGAACGUAUUGCUCCAGGAUCUUCAGCGACUGCGACAAGAAGCCCUGCCGCCUGCAGUCGCCCAACUUUCCCGGCAUCUAUCCCCGCAAUCUCACCUGCUACUACGCAGUGCGACAGCACGACGUGCCCCAUGGCAAACACGCCCUGAUUCUAGUCAAACAGCCCAAGGGCAAUCUGGUCUGGAUCUCCACCCAGGAAACGGCCACGGCGAACAAAAUGGCACCGCCACCGAGUGCCAGCGACAAGGAUAAGAAAUUCGAGCCCAGGCUGAAAACAUGGAAUGACUGCGAUUACAUUCAGGAAAAUGUAAAGCCCAAAUGGAAAUCCACGGACUACGUGACCGUGUACGACGGCUACACCACACGUGACCCCAUCAUAUUGAAGUUUUGCGGCGGCGGUCAGGCAGUGCCAGCGGCCGUUUCCAGCGGCCCGGAGCUUUUGGUCGAGUUCAGCACGUCCCCGUUUGGCACCUUCACCGGCACCUCGUCGCAGGUCCUCCCGCUCUACGGUUUCCAGCUGGAGGUUGAAGUUCAAUUCGUGGACAUCCAGAGUCCCACGUACUCGAAGAACAAGAAGCCCUGCGAGUUUUGGAUUCGCGGAGCAGGUCGUGGCAUCCUGGAGAGUCCCAAGCACUCGCUGGCCCCGAAUUCCACGUGCCUGUAUCAUCUGCAAGGACUUGGCGUCUUCAAGACCUUUGACCACCUGAGUUUGUCGCGCAGGACGAGCAGUCAAUCCGGGAUGCAUCAGCCACUUUCCCGGUUUAAGGUGUGGAUUUCCAUUCUGAAGUUCAACUUGGACCCGGAAUUUGGCCAGAUAGAUGAGACAUCGGUGGGGGCAAUUGGAGUGUUGCAAACGCAGGAGGAUUGCAGCGGAAUGCUCCGCAUCUGGGAUGGAACUCUAAGGGAUGCACCCGUGUGCAAAGACUUGAACUGUGCCAGCGAAACGAGUAGCUAUAAUACUCUGGGUCACUAUGCUCACAACUCCACCAAUGUGAUAGCCAGAUUUUGUCGGGGCACUAUACCCCGCACCUGUGAUCGCUCCAAUAUUAAUGAGACCUACGCCAGGCCCUGUACAAUAUCCGAGAGCUAUGUGUCCAGCAGCGAUGCCAUCACGCUAGAGCUGCGUAACACCGAAUCCACAGUACUAAGACCACUGGAUUUCAAGCUGAAGUACGAGUUCAUAGACCUGCAUCAGGAUGGUUUGCCCUGGGGAGGCGGGGAACAUGAUUGCAACCGCAAGUUCCUCAGCAGCAUGAUGGAUCGCAAGGAUCCAGCCAUUUUCCGUAGCGUCCGCAAUAUAUUUCUAUUCGGAAGAGGAGGCACUAGGAACCUGAAAUGCAUCUACAAAUUCGAGGCGCAACGUGGGGAACGGGUCAGAAUCAAGAUGAGAAAAGUGACAACUACCAAUAGAGCUUGCUAUUCCCGUGUUGAUGAGGAUAUCAAUCGAUCUUUUUGCUAUGGGGAUACGAAUGUCAGAAUUGAGAUCUUUGAGCGGCCCUAUCACGAUUCAAUUCUACUUCAUCGUGGCUGCAUGUGCAACUCCUCCAACCAAUCCCACCUGCCAGUGGAGUACACAUCUACAAGUCGCGACGUGGAGGUGCACUUCAUUGCCCAAAACAUGACCACCUUGGAUGAUCCGGACACGGUUAAUUUCGAGGGCAUGUUCGAGUUUGUCAAGGCGCCAACAAGUUGCAAGGAUGGUCGCCGGAAGUUCGGACCCAGUGGCACCAUAGAUAUGACCUUUGGAGAUGUGGAGUGCCGCUCAAGACCCUGGCUGAUUGAGCCUUCAAAUGGCAAUAAAUUCUUGUAUGUGCGACUGAAGGCUAUAUUCUUGAGUAAACACAAUCCCAUGAAGACUCUGAACACCACCUAUGUUCAAACAGAUUCUUGGAGAUGUGAGACCAAGUCGAGGGCUGUGCUGACCACUUCAGAGGGUCUAACCAUUGUGGCCUGCCCACUGAGUCCGGACUCAAGUGCCUAUGAGUUUGUGGAGAUUUUCAGCUCCGGUUGGAAUGAGAGACCCAAUUUUGCGCUUAUCAAUCGAUCUAGGGCCAUCAGCGUAGAGUUUCUACGUCCUGGCAAUGGCGAGUACUCCUUUAACUGGAUGGAAUUGAUUCCGCGACCCACACUAAGUAUUGCCGAGGACUGCCAGUUUAAAUGUGCAGAACUGGCUGCCUGUGUGAACGCAAGUGUUUGGUGCGAUGGCGUUGUCCAUUGUCCUUCCGGAGAUGAUGAGACCUUCUUGCAGUGCUCGGCCUUAAUGAAACUGCCCGCCGAGAUCUUGGCCACCCUUUGCCUGAUCUUUGUGCUCUCGUGUUGUGCUUUCGCUGCCUUUGCCUACAAGAAAAUCAAACGGAAGCUGCGCGGCUCCUCGGUGCUGCAGACGCGACUCAAAUCGCUCAGCUCAAUGGACACGGCCGUAUUGGAUGAAAAGGAGAAAAAACCCGUCGUUGAGACCAAGAUCUAAGGCUCGGGGAUCAAAGCAAAGCAAAAUGCCCGGCCUGGCCAAAAAGGAGGGAGCAGGGAUCAGGGACU